UGUUAAAAGUAAAAAGAACGCAACGAAGGCUUGUGAAGUAUUCAAUAUCACAGAUCUACUAGUGACAAAUUGAACAUUACACAAUGAAAAACACGUGAACAGAAAAAUCGUGCUGUCAUAUUUAGAUGCCAGCAUUAAAUGGAAAGAAGUUCUUUAUUCCUGGAAGCAUGCCCUUUUAAGGAUUUAUUGUGACCAAUUCGCCCCGCCUAUAUACAUAUAGACACCGCCUUUGGGCCAAACCAGAACAUUACCGUCACCUGGCCCGGGAUACCGACACCAGAUACACCAGGUACCGAAACUCUGGGGAUGGCAUCUGUGGUAUUCCAAUAGGGGAUUCCCGUUAGAAAACAUUUUACUUAAAAAUGGAGUGCAAAGUGCAAAAACGUUCAGUCAUUGUCAUCAACGAUAAAGACGGAUCUCCCGCCACGGGUCAGACUUGCGCCUCUUGCAGCCGUUGUUGCUCGAAGUUUAUCAGCUGGACGAAUCUCGGUCUUCUCUUCGUAUUAUUUGUAUCAAAUAUUUUUCUACAUUACAAGUGCAUGCAAAUAUCGAAUGAACUGUCAGUGCUACAGCAAUCGCAGAAAAGAGAAAUUCCUCCUCUCGCUAGCCAGCUGACUUCAUCACUUCAGAAUCCCGCAAGUGUGUUCCCCCAUCAAAACAAGGAAAGAAGCAUUCGGAAGAGAAAUUACCGCCAGACCCGGAGACGUAGAAGAGAAAUUUUAAACCAACUCGAAAUAACGACUCAACGCAAUAGGGAUGCCAUAUCUCGAAUCCUCAGCCGUCCUGCCAUACAUAUGAGGGGAUCCGAUGGCGCAGAAUCUGACGCAGUGAUCCAGAAUAGACUGUUUUCAACAAGUGAGAGAACAACUUUAUUCAGAUGGAAUCACCAAGAUCCGAGCUAUCCGAAUCCUUCCUUUCAGUAUGUAAAUGAAGUACAGGAUAGUACCAAAAUAUUGGCCGUCAAUAUUACCAACCCGGGGUUAUAUCUCAUCUACAGCCAGGUGGUAAUCAAAGGACCUUAUUCAGGCUUUGAUCCUGCUUACGGAGUAGAGACUGUCAGGAGGAGGCAAUCACUACCACCAGAAGUACUGUUGAGAAGUUACGUCACUCAGGAUGGUCGUGGAAGUGCAUAUCCGAACAUGGCUUCUAACACAACCACACGAUAUCCGGUGGACUUCAUCAAUCACAUAGGCAUGUUUGAACUGCAGUGUGACGACAUCAUUUAUGUGAGAAUUCCUUCCCAGUCAUCUCAUGGAAAUUAUCUGAGGAUACCCGAACAGACAUACUUUGGUUUGGAGCUUAUCAAGCCUAAAAUCAGCUACCUGGAACAACUUUACGGAUGCUAGUAACUAAAUAAACAAGAAGCAUAGAUACAACUACCUGAUGUCACCUAGCAGUUUAUGUAAAUUUCUAAUAUCGCAGGGUAUCUAGCUUCGGCAAGAGUCGUCUUUCACAGCCUCAAAAAAUUGAUACAAUGGAUAUUAUUUCAUUAGUUAAAUCGAUCAUCGAGAUACUCUUAUAUUUGAGAACUUAACGGAAUAGCAUGCUUUAAUGUAUCGACAUUCUGACAUUCAUUUGUAACAACACACUUUUUACUUUCUCCUGAAAAAAAGAGUUUAAUGAUAUCAAGGCGUUGAACUUUAUGGUUUCAUGUCUCCAACUGUGCACAAAAAUAAUCUUAUACACUUAGUAAAGAUAAUAUUUCGUAGCAGUUUGAUUAAAUACAUUUAAAUACCUAUUAGAUAUAUUGACUGAGUUACUUAUCUGUGCAAACGAGGUUUCGCCGCUACAUUGGGAAGAGUAAGAAAAGAAAAUAUUUUCUCUACUUAUCGUUAAGUGUUUAUAGGGUAUAUUAAAUCUUCUUUUUCUUAUAAGCUUUCAUUUUUUAAACGUGUUGAUAUUUUCUUUAUAAUCAGGGAAUACUUAACUUAAAACGCAUAACUUUGAGCAUCGAAAUACGACUUUUAUUUUUUCUCUUAUGUUAUUUAUAACACUAAAUGUACAUAAAUCUACAUAUUCAGAUAUAUUGUUCCAGAUUAUAACUAAUCAAAUAUCUUUAAAAUAUUUCCCAUCCUUCUAGAUAUCACACUGUUUCAUUUUUUUCGUUGCUUUCCAGCGUGAACAUCACUUUACUUCAGCGUUUGCUGAUGAUAUAUUGACAUAGAAACUUCAUUUGUACAUAAUUCAUCCAUGUUUUCACUUCAUUGAUAUAUAUGUAAAUAUAUAUUUCUUUUAUUUCCUUUUGUUUCCUACAAGUAAUAAAUUGACUCCAUAAAUGGCAUAAGUUUCGUGAAUGGCAAUCGAGAUAAUUAAAAUGAUUUGAUAUAACGUUGAUGACUUAGUUCACUUGAGCUUUUGUAAAAAGCUUACAUGAGUUUUAUUUAUUUACAUGUCACGAGAUCACGAGUUCAAUUUCCACUGUCGACUUUGCCUCUGGCAUAUUUCAUUGCACAUGGAUUGAAGAGAAGAAUAUAUGAAUAUUUUUGCUUGGCAGGUUGCUUAUAAUUGUGACAUGCAACGCUUAUAUUAUGAUUCAUUUAGAAAUAAAAAAAAAACAUUUUUGACAAUUACUGUUUAAGGUACGAAAUUGCUUAUCUGCAAAUUGUUUUUAUCUAUACUUUAUUUCUCUGUUUGCAAUUUAAUUUGCCAUAGUAAGCGUGUUUCCUUUAAUUGAACUUGAAAGUAUAUUGAUUUCAUGCAUAAAUAGUUGU
Ylistrum balloti is the source of this 2711-nucleotide messenger RNA. RefSeq lists its product as uncharacterized. Bases 363 to 1346 code for a protein of 327 amino acids. Gene Ontology annotation, molecular function: tumor necrosis factor receptor binding. The record is from RefSeq and is a predicted model, not a curated record. The transcript is spliced from 8 exons. Gene Ontology annotation, cellular component: membrane. Gene Ontology annotation, biological process: immune response. Lineage: Eukaryota; Metazoa; Mollusca; Bivalvia; Pectinida; Pectinidae.